This is a messenger RNA of Anopheles marshallii, 987 nucleotides long. RefSeq names its product putative tricarboxylate transport protein, mitochondrial (gene sea). The transcript is spliced from 2 exons. Gene Ontology annotation, biological process: mitochondrial citrate transmembrane transport. NCBI's taxonomy places the organism in Eukaryota, Metazoa, Arthropoda, Insecta, Diptera, Culicidae. The coding region runs from base 1 to 987 and encodes 328 amino acids. The record is from RefSeq and is a predicted model, not a curated record.
AUGGAUCGGUUAGGUGUACUGUCCGCUUUCGUUCAACCGAACAAACAUUCUAGUCAAUUCCGCAACCCAUUCGGUGGUCGGCCAUGGAUGGAACAGCACGGUGCUGCUGCCGCUGCCCCCGGGGCCAAGGGGCUCAAGGGCAUCGUGGCCGGUGGCAUAACGGGCGGUAUAGAAAUUUGCAUCACCUUCCCGACCGAGUACGUGAAAACGCAGCUGCAGCUGGACGAGAAGGGCGCGACCAAGCAGUACAACGGCAUUAUGGACUGCGUGAAGAAGACGGUCAAGACGAACGGUGUGCUGGGGUUGUAUCGUGGGCUGAGCGUACUGUUGUACGGUUCCAUCCCGAAAUCAGCUGUCCGGUUUGGGGCGUUCGAAAGCCUGAAGGGACGACUGAUGGACACAAAUGGACAGCUGAGCACGUCCGGUAAGCUGCUCGCAGGUUUGGGAGCGGGUGUGGCAGAAGCCAUCCUUGCCGUAACGCCCAUGGAGACGGUCAAGGUGAAGUUCAUCAACGAUCAGCGCAGUGCGACCCCCAAGUACAAGGGUUUCUUCCACGGUGUCGGUAUGAUUGUGCGCCAGGAGGGUCUGUCCGGGGUGUACAAGGGCCUGACGGCGACCAUAUUGAAGCAGGGCUCGAACCAAGCGAUCCGGUUCUACGUGAUGGAAACGCUGAAGGAUCUGUACAAGGGCGAUGACCCUUCCAAACCGGUCCCGAAGAUGAUGGUCGGAGCGUUCGGUGCCGUGGCCGGAGCUGCCUCCGUGUUCGGCAAUACGCCGAUCGAUGUGGUGAAGACGCGCAUGCAGGGUCUCGAGGCGGCCAAGUACAAAAACACGGCCGACUGUGCGCUGCAGAUCUGGAAGAACGAGGGACCGAUGGCGUUCUACAAGGGUACCGUGCCGCGAUUGAGCCGGGUCUGUCUGGACGUGGCAAUUACGUUCAUGAUUUACGACUCCUUCAUGGAUCUGUUCAACAAGUUCUGGCGCUAG